AUGUCGUCUUCAUUCUCUCGAUCCCCAAGGCGGACAUACAGGACUUUAUCACCAGGACCAAGACAUUCUGAACACUAUAAGCAAAGACAUCCUUAUGGCUAUUAUGAUGAUGAAUAUCGGAAGGAAGAAAAAUUGAGAAUGGAUGAUGACAAAUAUGGGCAGAGUAAGUCAAGACAUCCUUGUGGAAAUAUACCUUACCGCUCAUAUGGAAAAAGAUUGCCUUCCCCGAGUGGCCGAAGGGACUGUGGAGACAGUGUUUAUGAUUAUAAGCCUUAUGGAGCAUAUUCAUCAGUACGAGGGGAUGGCAACAGACGAUCUCAGUACAUGCCAAAAUACUCCGAGGGCAUAGCCUACAAAGACUACCAGAAAGACAGUUAUUCGCAAAACAUGCCAGGGAGGUAUGCUCCGGAUGACCAUAGAGUGAGAGAAAGUGGGAAAGAAAGGAAAUCGCCCCCGAGAUCCUUACCUGAAUCGCCAAGAUUUGAAAGAAAACGGCAUGACGAUGAGUUGAAGCACCCGAGGAUCCACGAUGAGAAAUAUUCUUGGUCGUCUAGAAGAGGCUUUGAUGACUUUGACAGAAGGAGCACCUACCAAAAGAGGUAUCCCCAGAAGGAUGACUUCAGAAAAUAUGAAUACAUGUCCGACCGACCUAAGUACACGGAGAGAUAUAACAACCGAGAGCCUGCCAGAAAUGAGCAUCGGAAACCCGAGCAUUCUUCACACCGAGAGAAGCGAGUUCAGUGGGACCUGACACCUUACAUGCACCACUACUCACACAGGGAGCCGCCAGCCAGGGUGCCCAAUGACCACUACCACAAGCGGCCCAAAUUUGACUCUGAGGACCAAGACUUUUUCGAUGGAAAAAGUCAAAAGGUGGAUGAACGAAAAUACUUUGCUCCCAAAAGCAAGACCAGCAGAGACUCCAGCUGUUUUAGUUUGGGAAGAGGAAGGGAGACUGAGAGCGAGCAAGGCAAAGAGCCAGGUCAAGUGGCCAAGAAAGAUGGGGCAAGUUCUUACCCAUCAAAAAGUGAUUGUAUGUUGAAGCCCUGUGGUAAUAAGCAGGAGCUCAGCAGGACAGAGGGCGAGAAAGGCAGCAUGGACAGCAGCUCUUCCAAUAAGCAGGACAAUGAGAAAAGCAGCAUUUCCGAUGCCAAAUCUUCCUCCCCGCAAGUCAACAAAUCCCUUCUGAUUAAGGUUGACACGAAAAUGUUAGAAACAUCCAGGCAAAGUGAGGACAUUCCUCCAGGUGAACAUCUUGACUCAACUCAGAAUACUGAAAACAAACCUUCAGGAGAAUUUGCUCAGGAAAUCAUAACUGUAAUCCAUCAAGUUAAAGCAAAUUAUUUCUCAUCACCUGCCAUUAGUUUACACGAGCGUUUCUCAAAAAGACCCAUUAAUCGAAAUGUCUAUGAAGUUAGUUUGACCUCAGAUCCAGAAGUUCACAGGAGAAUAGAUAUGUCUUUGAUUGACCGUCAGAAUAGAAGUGUGGUUUACGAAUCAGAGGAGAAUGUGGUCAAAGUCAUAGAUGCAAAUGACUUACGACAUGACAUCGAGAGAAGGAGGAGAGAGCGAUUGAUGAAUGAAGAUGCUCAUACAUUUCGCAUCAACAGUGCUUCGAAGAGGAAUGGUCAGAAUUUCAUUAUUUCAACGUUGAAUACUCAAGAUGAUUCUGAGCCUCAAAAGUCAACACAGUAUAUAAAGUCAAGUUUCAGAAGAUUUAUUCAGAAAUCUGAAUUGAAUGAUACUGCUCAAAAAAAUGACACUGCUGCUCACAAACCAUUAGAAGACACGGAAAAGGAUGAGAAUAGCUUGGAUUCAGAGAAAGUCUUCAAGAGCAACCGUAGAGUUGGUAAGUCCCAGCCCCAUUUUAAGUCAAACCUAGUAAAGAAGAGUCUGUUCAUUGAGGCUGAAUACCAGUGCUAACGGUUUGCUGGUCGAAAGGGAUUUAUGACUAAUAAAUUCAGAGAGAGAUUACUGAGGGGAAAAAA
Suncus etruscus (white-toothed pygmy shrew) is the source of this 1988-nucleotide messenger RNA. It is a transcript of the gene BCLAF3, whose product is annotated as BCLAF1 and THRAP3 family member 3. The transcript is spliced from 10 exons. Lineage: Eukaryota; Metazoa; Chordata; Mammalia; Eulipotyphla; Soricidae. Gene Ontology annotation, biological process: positive regulation of transcription by RNA polymerase II. Gene Ontology annotation, cellular component: mediator complex. The record is from RefSeq and is a predicted model, not a curated record. Gene Ontology annotation, molecular function: transcription coregulator activity; DNA binding. The coding region runs from base 1 to 1923 and encodes 640 amino acids.